Suillus clintonianus is the source of this 795-nucleotide messenger RNA. RefSeq lists its product as uncharacterized. The coding region runs from base 1 to 795 and encodes 264 amino acids. The record is from RefSeq and is a predicted model, not a curated record. The transcript is spliced from 3 exons. Lineage: Eukaryota; Fungi; Basidiomycota; Agaricomycetes; Boletales; Suillaceae. Gene Ontology annotation, cellular component: histone deacetylase complex; chromatin. Gene Ontology annotation, molecular function: transcription corepressor activity. Gene Ontology annotation, biological process: negative regulation of transcription by RNA polymerase II.
AUGCCAUUGAGCCACAAAGUACAAUUCCAUUCCCAGCCAGACGUCCACAGCCACUUCCUUGACAAUCAUGCUAAAGGAUCUCAAGAUUGGACUGUGCGUUUUCAUUUUCAUUUUCAUUUUCAUUCUAAAUUAUUCCUCAUUUUCCCGCUAUCUAGCAUCGAUACCCCAGGCGUCAUAAAACACGUCUCACACCUUUUCAAUGGCCGCCCCUUCCCUUAUUCAGGGCUUUUCGUACCUGUGGGCUAUUCCAUCGAGUGCUCCUCUGACACCCAACACUCUUCUUUUAUCACCCCUACCGGCACAAUGCUCCAAUCAACCCGUGACGACCCUUGGCAUACUGCCCCAGCUGCUGUGCCAUUUCUCGACAGCUCUUCUAUAGAAACAGCCGUCCAGUACGUCCAGAAGAUCCAACAACGCUUCGAUGAUGCUAUGUACCGUCGCUUUCUAGAAAUUCUCCGCAAGUACCAUAACACCACUGAUGCCGUCAACGAAAGUGAAAUGUCGGUUGAGAUUACCCGUCUUUUCAAGGAUGAUCCUGAUUUGCACUCCGACUUUAGGAUUUUCAUGCCUGAGAAGAGCCAAGGUCUUUUCGACGAUGCCGAAGAAAGCUAUCUUCUAGCCCCAACAGGACGCCGCACUCGGUCAAAUACGCCACUCGAUGACAAGCCUGUUCUCCGUUGUACAGAUCCCCAACCACCCCUCGAGCCCACUGUCCCUCAGAAACUCAAGUGGAAAGUGAACGAGCAGGACACCACCUUUGUAGCACCCAAAGCUUCCUCCAGGGUGACUGCUUGA